CUCUCAACUCGCGGCAGACAUUUUCAAUGCAAGCUUUUUUUCUUGCAUAAAUUAUGUUCAUGACGUAGUGGCAAAAAGGGCACAUUUCUGCCGAUUCUCACCGACUUUGUGCCUCACAUGGGACCUUGUGAGGCGCCUGGAGGCAUUUUUUGGGGGGUGGGGGGGAUGUGCCCAAGUGUUGGCAUCGCGGCGAGGCGAGACGAGAGGCCAAGAUCCCCCAAAACAUUGCAGCUCUCCUUUUUAUCAAUGCAAAUGGCUUUUGUGUGUGCAGCCACUGCGCCUGUCUGGGAGCUGACAUGCAUUUUUAAUUAGCUGCGACUGAACCAAACUGUGACAAGGACCCUAUAGGAGCGGAGGAUAGAAGUGGUGCAGCCAAGCCAUGAAGUCCCAGGACCUUCCUGACACAGAUGCCCCGCUUGCUGUCAACGAGCAGGCUUCUUUGUCCUCCUUUAGCUGUUCACUGUCUGAGCGCAGAAGUCUUUUUUCAGCCAUUUAAAACCUGCCCUUUGAAAUUUCCUGCCAGAGGCAACCAGGUCAUCGUGAUGUCUCGCCAUGAGACGAUACGAGUGCUAGAGGUUGAGGUUGAUGCAACUCUGUCUUCAUCGAUACCUGAAGGGAAGAAGAGUGAGGGAAAAACAGAGGAGGGAGGGGCUCAACCUGAGAGUAGUCGCCCACGGGACAACCAUGCUGGGGGAGUCUUCGCUGGCAAACAGCAAGCGACAUCCGGAGAGGUGCCAGCCCCCACCGUCCAAACCCUCACUCCGACUGUGCCCAUCAGUGUAUCCUUGCCGCAGCCUCCUGCGGCCACUGUGCCCAUCACAGUACAAGGUUGUCCGCAGGUUCUGUCCCAAGAAAGUCUGGCCACUCUGAUGACGGGCAUGUUGGCCCAGACAGGCUCUGUAGCCCAGCCCUUGCUCAUCCCCAUCAGUAUGGCGGGGCCCAUUGGUGGCCAGGGGGGUCUGGCUGUUCUCACCCUGCCUACUACCAAUGUAGCUACUCUGUCUGGACUCUCCGCCUCCGCCUCGCAGCCCACAAACCUCCUUAAGAUGCCCUUCGCUGGCCUUCAAGGUGCAAUGGUUCUGAAUUCAAUUCAGCCUCAGCUACAAACCAGCACACAGGCUGUGUUCCAGCCUCCAGCAGGUUCCAUACAGCCGGUGCACACACCAUUGCAACAGCCUUGCAGCGGCUUGAUGUCUCAGUCGACCCCAGCCGCUGUCAUCUCUGCUGCGCAAGAGGCAGUGGCUCAAGCCACUCCAGCAGCAACUGUGGCCGCUCAGUCCAACAUAUCAGUGGCUGCGCUGCAGACAGCAGGACUCUCCAUCAAUCCCGCACUUAUCAAUGCUGCAUCACUGGGAGCGCAGACCCAGUUUCUCAGUUCCCUCACGUCCAGUCCCAUCAUCACCAACGCCAUGUCCAACAUGGCCGCCAUCACCAGCCAGAUCCUUACAACCACACAGGGACAGGUGAUAGGUACUCUUCCUUUGUUGGUAAACCCAGCUUCUUUGGCUGGGGGGGCUGCCACUCCAACCCUCCCCCUCCAGGGACUGCAGGUUCAGACAGUCACCCCACAGUUGCUCCUUAACACACAGGGCCAAAUCUUUGCCACGGUCGGGAAUGGAGCUGCCUCGGUCGCAGCAUCUGCUGCUGUUCUGCCCAAAGCUGCUGUCUCACCCACACCUUGCAAACCAAGCCCCCAGGCGCCGGCAACAGCUGCCACCCAGUUGCCAGUUGUCAUCGCCCCACAGCCGUCAGUCCUCAAGAGCACCACCUCGCCAUCCUCAUCGCUCCCUAUCACCUGUGGCGAUAUGGCAAAAGUGGGCCAGCUUGUCAGUAAGCCCCAUCAGGCCGCCAGCAGUGAGGAGGGCAUCAAUCUGGAAGAAAUACGAGAGUUUGCCAAGAAUUUCAAAAUCCGGCGGCUUUCGUUGGGACUGACGCAGACUCAAGUGGGACAGGCUCUGACUGCCACAGAGGGCCCAGCCUACAGCCAGUCUGCCAUUUGCAGGUUUGAAAAGCUGGAUAUUACCCCGAAGAGUGCCCAGAAGUUGAAGCCGGUGCUGGAGAAGUGGCUUGCCGAAGCCGAGCACUGGAACCAGAAGGGCCAACAGAACCUGAUGGAGUUUGUCGGCGGCGAGCCGUCAAAAAAACGCAAGCGGCGCACCAGUUUCACGCCUCAAGCAAUCGAGGUCCUCAACUCCUACUUUGAGAAGAACUCCCUGCCGACAGGCCAGGAGAUCACAGAAAUUGCAAAGGAGCUGAACUAUGACCGGGAGGUGGUGCGGGUUUGGUUUUGCAACCGGCGACAAACGCUGAAAAACACGAGCAAAAUUAACAUUUUCCAGGUCCAGUAGAAAAUGGAAUUUUGUAGACUUUGCUGUAAAUACGAGAACAUGAAGGAAGUUACACACUCUAAGAUUCAAUGCAAGUACAGUACUAAAGUGAGUCCUUUAGUUCUAAGACUGAGUGUAUGUGUGCAUGGUUCCUCCUCCUAAUAAUAACAUACACACAGGUAAGUCAUACAAAUUUGUUAAGUGGCAUUUUUGUUCAUAUUUGACUACAGUGGAACCUCUAACGUGGAACACACAAUGGUCUUUUCUGGCAAAAAGGCCUCCAGAAGUUGUACAAAAUGUCAAACUUUGAAUGCAAGAUGUUAUCACAGGACCUCAGUUCAGCAUGUAUUAAAGCAUUAACUGCGUACAGUAUUUUUCUUUUUCAUUUUGGGGUUAUUUGGCAAAAAGACUUAAGUGUCAUUACUUGGUAUCAAAGACAGGGCUGUUGUUUUACGGUUGACAACUUAUUUUUACACUUGACAGUUAAGAUUGUAAACAGUUCCUUUAAAAAAUGUUGAUGCAGUGAAUAAUGGUAUUUUCACAGUGGCAGUUUGACCCUCGGAAAAAUUGGUUCAAAUUGGAGGGACUUUAGAGGUUCCACUGUAACAUGUUUAUUGCCAUAAUGAACACUUCCAUUAGCUGCUCAUCUACUGAGCCACAACUCAAUCCUGCAACAGGUCAGGGACAAUCUUUUGUUUGAUAUUUCUUGAUAAUCAUAAAAGUUGAAGGUAGUUAACUGUAUUGGAUCUUUAUACUUUCAUACUAGCCGUUGUUGAUGUUUGAAGUUGUUACAAGUCCUCGCUUUUAUAACGUAAUUGUUGGCUAUUCCAUAUAUGGCCACUAAUGCAAGCAUAGUGUUUUAAUUCAAUAAGUCAUGAUUUAAUCGCAAUCUAUUGCUGUU
This is a messenger RNA of Phyllopteryx taeniolatus (common seadragon), 3228 nucleotides long. RefSeq names its product POU class 6 homeobox 1 (gene pou6f1). Gene Ontology annotation, biological process: regulation of transcription by RNA polymerase II. The transcript has 12 exons. Gene Ontology annotation, molecular function: RNA polymerase II cis-regulatory region sequence-specific DNA binding; DNA-binding transcription factor activity, RNA polymerase II-specific. The coding region runs from base 408 to 2348 and encodes 646 amino acids. The record is from RefSeq and is a predicted model, not a curated record. Lineage: Eukaryota; Metazoa; Chordata; Actinopteri; Syngnathiformes; Syngnathidae.